Messenger RNA from Dreissena polymorpha, 9125 nucleotides. RefSeq lists its product as uncharacterized. The coding region runs from base 2315 to 4540 and encodes 741 amino acids. NCBI's taxonomy places the organism in Eukaryota, Metazoa, Mollusca, Bivalvia, Myida, Dreissenidae. Gene Ontology annotation, molecular function: protein binding. The transcript is spliced from 6 exons. The record is from RefSeq and is a predicted model, not a curated record.
UAAUCUUACAAUGAUGCUAAAGUUUAAUUCAGUUUGUUUCACUUUAUUUCUUAAAAAAACACAACAGUUUAACAGUUGGUUCUUUGAAUAUUUUAAUUUAAUACUCAUAAUAAAGUUAACCAAAAGUAACUGUAUAUCGUUGGUGUAACCUUUAUUAUGAUUCAUUUCAAUCCGAAUUUUGCUGCUAGAUUGCUUAUAAUUCGAUAGGUAUAAGUCAUAUCAAUGGAUAUUAAUAAGUAAUAUACAUUUAAUAUCGUGCGUAUCUUAGUUAGAAGUGGUUUAACAAGACAUAAUUUCAAUAGACAAUGGGUAUGUGUGUGUGUGUGUUUGGGGGAUGCUUUCAAUAAUAUCACCACUCAUUAAAAUUUAACGCCAUACUUUUCGUGCAGCGUUUAUUUAUUGAUUUUAUCUCAACUUGAAGGCACGUUUAACUAUAAUGACGAAUAAACAUAACCGAUGUCUUGUUUUAAAAGACAGCGUUUGCGUGAUGCAAAUUCAGCGUGGCCAUCUCCAGAAAUACCGGUACUCUCCGUAUUUGUUGAUCAUUUUGUGCGAAAGCGUAUGUGGUAAGCUGGGUGCCCAACCUAUUUUAUUUUAAUAGGACAAUAACUUGGGAGCAAACGAGUGGCCUAACGACUUUCCUGUAAAUUCGUUAACGCAGCAAUUGCCGUGGAAACAUGUCAUCUGAUGCCCUAAUUACAACGUGCUAUGUACUAAUGUAGAGACAGACGCGGUUAUUAUGAUUUUGCAAGCGUAGCUGAAAUGUCGCUCGUUAGCAUAGUCGAAGCGUUACUUUAAAUAUGUAUGCGUAGUUUACGUGUAACUUGUUAACCAACUGAACGGUCGGUUUAACUGUAACAUUUAAAUUGUACAGAUUUCAAAUUGACUCGGUUAUUCAACAAGCGAUACAAUUGAUGAUAGAACAAACAUAUUUAAUUGAACUCAGACACGCAUGACAAAUAUUAAAUUGUGUCUUUGGUCUUAUUAUUUAAAGAUUUGUUAACCAAUAAUCGAGACUGAAUUAUCGCCAUUGUUAAAACGCGUAAUAUCUAUGAAAUCAAGAUUAUCUGUAUUUGUUGAAAUCUGAUAUAGUUUACGUCGUAUAUCCUCUAUAAGAAUUUAUAAAUUGUAUAAGGUAAUGUUCGUAAUCAAAGCUCACACUACAGCCUUCUGACGCACGUUAUAGUUACAUCUAAUUAAAAGCGAUUAUUGAAAGUAAUGGAUUACAAAAAAAGCUUCGAAAAACGUUCUCUUUGAAUUUGCGGCAAUUACAGUUGUACAUGAUAUGUUAGUGGUGGAAACUUGCUCAAAUCUGUUAUCAAAAGAGGAUUAGCGCGUCAAUUACAGUUACCAGGUAUGUAGAAACAAGUUAUUUAUCAAAUAUAAUAUUAAUUAAUAUCUUUCACUCUUUACAAUUUUAUAUUUGAAGUUACAAAAGUUAAGAGGAUCGAAAGAUGUAUCGUCAAUGAUACGUUCUGAGGUUGUAAUGGAAUCGUUCACGUUUAUGUAAAAUCAUGUAAUAUUAAAGUUAAACCAUGGCCAUUAUUGAAAUGAUUGUAGUUAUCGGAAGAAAUUUCAUUUACUUAUAUUCGCAUUAUGUAGUAACGUUUGACCACUAUUUCUUUUAUGGUUUUUGCAUACAAUGGGUUCUAAAAAAAGAAAGUUAUUUAAGUUGCAGCCAAUCCGACGAGUCUGUUGCAGAAAUCUACAAGACAAAUUGCUGGAAAAUACGGAGGAAAGCGAAUGACAUAAGUCAAAACGAUCCACGUGUGGAGAGCUUUAGAAAGCAAAAUGGGUAAAAAAAGAACACGAAAAGUUAAGUUGCAGCCCAUCCCAUGAGUUCCUCGCAGAAAUAUGCCAGAAAAACUGCUAGAAUAUACAAAGGAAAGGGAAUGAAAGCAGUCAAUGAAGCCCAUAUGCGGAGCGCUUUAGAAAGCGAACUGAAAGACAUCAACGAUUGUGGUUCGAGGACUUAUCUAUAUGUCGGGACGAUAAUACCAAAUUAUGAACAAGGGAAACAAGCGCAUUGUGACAUCAGCGGCUCUUGACAAGGCUCUUAGUGACAUUGGUGUCAAUGAGGAAACGAUUCAAUUGAGAAGGACAACGUGGCUUUAUAUGGAAGCUGUUUUCACCAUCAAUCUACAGGCAACGGUCGGGGAUAUCGAUGUAUAUUAAUUUGGAAACCAAAGCGAAGGUUCUACGACAGAAGACAACUGGUCCUCAAAAAGAAAAGUUAUUGAAGUUGCAACCCACCCGAUGAGUUCCUCGCAAAAAUCUGCCUGAAAAACUGCCUAUAAUAUACAAAGGAAAGGGAAUGACAGCAGUCAAAGAAGCUCAUGUGCGGACAGCUUUAGAAAGCAAUAAUGGAAACAAGAGCAUUGUGACGUCCGCGGCUGUUGCCAAAGCUCUGAGUGACAUUGGCGUCAAUGAAGAAACGAUUCAAUGGAGAAGGACAACGCAGUUGUAUAUGGAAGCUUUGCAAACUAUCAAUCAACAGGCAAGGGGCGAGGAUUCCGAUGUAUAUCAUUUAGGAAGCCAAAGCGAAGGUUCUACGACAGUAGGUAUGAACUCAGACUACGAUUGUCUGGAGUGCUAUAGAGAAGUGCCAGUGAUUCAGAAUACCGCUGACAGGCAGUUUGAGAAAGAGCAGCUACUUGUGGUUACAGACAUGUCACCCCCGCCUCAGUGUUGCUGUCUGCAAUGGCUCAAGCCUGAUUAUUCUAUAACUUUGACUGAUAGAACGUUUCCGCAUCUUCAUAUUGAUGCUCAUGGGCGGGUAUUCCUGAGAAACAUUGUGAUGAAAAUGUAUAUAACACCGUUCUUCAAAAGAUGGGGUCGUGACUAUAUCCAACACGGUCCUUCGCUAACCAUCGACGAUACUGUAGAUAUGGUCUACGCAUUUCAUUGUGCAAAACUGCCUGAAGAUUGUCAAUAUAUUUUCCGGAGACCAAAGCCUGGGCAUUGGCCUUCCCCAGCAUUGUUAAACCAGCUAAAGGAUAGCGGGGUAUUCCUUGUUUCGACUGCGCAUGUUGAGAACACAGCACACUGGGACCCUCGCCAACACAUAGGAAUAUUAAAAGUGCGAACAUUCGAUAAGUCACAUGAGCUUUAUUGGAGGUUAUCUACCAAUUCGAUGGAGCGGCUUUUGAUGUUCGACCUCUCAAUGACGCAAAUGAAAGUGUACGUACUCAUGAAAAUAAUCAAUAAAGAGUUUUGCAAGCCGCUAGUUGGAGACCGUUUAAGCACGUUUCACUUAAAAACUACGUUGAUGUAUAGCGUGGAAAUGUCACCUCAACACAUCUGGAAAGAUGAAAAUCUUAUCCAAUGUUUAAAAUUAUGUUUGACGACAUUAAGAAGGUGGUUAAAUGUGCGAUAUUGCCCUCACUACACAACGGCAAAUGGGAAUUUGUUUGAAGGUAAACUUCGAUUGAACGAGUUUCCUGUUUUGAUAGAAUUGUUCACAGAUAUUAUCCGUGACGAUUUGUUUUGUUUGUAUAAUGUUGAAAUGGACGACCUUGGUCACCGUAUAUCAUCGCAUUCCCCAGAUAGUACAAGUGGGCGUCAUUUCAAAGAACUGGAUAUCGUUGUUGCCAACCAUAUGUUUAAUAUUCGGGUCGCUUUCUCAUGCACAAAUUUUUACUUAGUUUUUAGGUUACAGCUUGUAGAAGAAGAUACAUCACAACUUAUAAACGACCAUGCCCGGUACAUUCAAAAGCUUGAGACUAUUAAUAAAACCAGCACGGGACACAUUCGUUUAGCAGUCUCUACUACAUUACCAUUUCAUUAUUCCAUUCAAGCUGCAAUGAAAGCAUCGCUCUGUAUCGUAAAUAAUCUAACAUUACCGCAAGAGAUAUUCACUUUGUGUGAUAAGUCUCUGAUGUCCGACGUGACGUCGAGUCGCCUUAAGUUGGCUUCGAUAUAUUUCUCUGUAUGGCGUUUUGAAGAGGCUGCUGCAAUUCUUAAGCAAGCAGACGCUCUUAUUUCUAACAAAAUAAUAUAUUUUAGCCCUUUCUUUUGUUAUAAAAACCCUAAGUUUGGUUCAGAGAUAAUGGGAGGCCGAAAAGAGUUCAUAGACAUCUUGCAAAAAAAGGUUGCUGUGUGUACGAUUUUUAGCAGACACGACAUGAAUUGUGUUCCUGGGCAGCUUGUUGCCGAGUUCUACAGAACAGUAACGGUAGAGGAUGCAAGUUGCCGGCUUCUCAGCGAUUACUGGAUGGACCUUGCAGUGGUUGAUUCAUUGCCAUAUUUGUAUUACCUACAGUAUUUAACAUUUGGAACUACCGGAUUAAUCAGCGACAAAGACAGUGCGUUUAAGAAUCUCCAUUAUCACGUUAUUUCCAAAGAGUCAGAAAUUCGUCCAUAUCAUAUCGAAACCUCAUUAAAUCUGUUAGGACAUUGCUGUGAGCUGGAAGGCAAUUUGUCAGAAGCUUGGCGUGCCUAUAAGGACUCAGUGAAACUUCGACCCCAGAAUAACGCAGCUUACUGGCACAUGUUUAGGAUUAUUGGAGGGCUUAUUUAUGGGCUUAGAAUGUUAUCCUAGCGACAUUCUGCUACACAACGGUGCAAAUAUGCAUGACAAAGGGAGAAUAUAAAUAUGAAUAUUUGAGAUAGUUGAAUGUUGAUGAGAGAUUUUCUCUUUGUGAUGUCUAGUUAUUGUCAAUAUUCAGUUUGACUCAUGAUUGCAGCGCGGAUGCAGUUGAACAUAAUCCUGUUCACAUUUACCAUGUAGUCGUAUUGCCAUCUUCUGAAAUUAGUAGCGAAGAGCUGAUACUUAAUUACGUAGACAUUCUUAUGAAUAUCUAUUUACAUUUUUCUGUACAGUGCUUACCUGUUCAUUGUGAUUUCUGUUAGAUUUAUUAAACCUUAGGGUCGUACCAAUAAUGUACUACAGGUUAGGUUUGUCGAGACGCUCUUUUAAGGAAAAGCUUUCAAUAAGUAUCUUUUUAGAUUUAUCAACUUUCAAAAUGGUUUCAUUAUACCGACAUUGCACACGUUUCUUCAAAUUGCUGUAAGAGGCAUUUUUACUGAUUCAAUCAGUACUUAAUGGUUUUAGAACUGUAAAACGAUAUGUACAUGUAUUUUUGUUCUUUCUUUGCUCAUUUCUGAUUGCCAUGGUAUUCUAAAUCGAAAAUCAAAGUGACGAAAACGUACCAAACAAUUAUUCUCUGACAUUCCGAAUAGCCUCAACCGUUUUCCCCAUUUUUUUUUUCAUGACCAUUUAAUAACAAAAACCAUUCGUAUGUUCCUAAAUAUUUAUAAAGCAAGAUUUAUUUUGUAAAUAUGUAUUCUUAUGAUGCGCUAAUUAUAGUUAAUGGCAUUGGACAAGUGGGAUAAAGAAAAUAUAAGCAAAGACGUGUUGUUUACUCAUCUCAGAUAACCAGAAAAUGGUAGUCUCGAGUCAAAAGUUAUUUUAGAAGAAAGAAGAAAAUUAGGCGGAAAUAGGACACAAACUUUUGGCAUAUAAAUUGUUUAUGACUUAUCGCUGAUACGAAAAAGAAACAUAUUUUAGUAUCACUGCACGUUUUCCUUUCUUUCAAGGCUAAACACGUUUGCACAAAUGAAUUUGCCGAAUUAUGCUGCACUUAAGAAUAAGAGUGGUCGCAUUAACUUAUGAAACAUCUCGUUUUUACAGGGGUGUGAUUUUUCCGCGGAUCCGCGGAUUUCCGCGGAUCGGGUUGUCCCGGAUGUCACUUCUGAGAUUUGUGUAAAUUCGUUUUAAAAAAUGUGGGGGAGAGGGGCUACCACCGAUUCCGCGGACGUAUUUCAUAAGCGGCCCAAAAUAUCCGCGGCCCGCGAAAUCUCUCCGCAUUUUACACUGGUAGAUUCUGCCUAAGCAUUUUUAAAACGAGCCAUAUAAUUGGCUGUCGUUUCCCAAUCUUCCAAUUAAAAUCGUGUUCUUAAAAUGCGCUCUGUGAUUUGUUUGCAAAUGGCGCCGUUGUGAAGAGAAAAUUAAGAUUAUUGAAAUAACAAAUAGCAAUCGAAUAAACGACUGACAUCACCUAGUCUGAGAGGAAUAAUGAAAUGUGUUUGUCAAAAAAAAAGACUACGUUUUAGAUACAAGCAACACAUAUUUUGUUAAGAAAUGUGCCCACUGAAUUUGUGUCACGGAAACCAGUGUUUGCAAAUUGGAGUGUAGUCUACUCGCGAAGUAAAACAAUUUAGAGAGUAUCGUUCGAACAUGGAAAUAGACAAACAUGAUUUGAUUUUUAUAUGUCUGUGGGUCUGUGUAUAAUCAGAUUCAUAUGCAUAUUCUGCUUUAUUAUGUUUGUAACGCUGUUCAGUUAACUGAAAUAGCUUUGAACUGAGUGAAGAUGUGAAAUGCAAGAUAUUGAAAGGUAAACAAAUUAAAUAUAUUAAUUUAACUCAGUUAAUACAUCAUUAACACCAGAAGAACACUCAAGUGUGUGUGUUUAUAUUUAGUCUAUUAACUGUCAUUCAAUACAUUGAAAAACUGCUGCUAUUGAUCACAAUAAAUACUUAUUUAACUGUUUACUUUGCAUCCUCAGUAUGAUUAAUGUGAAGUUUAACAGGUUUUUAUAAAGAAAUAUUGUUAUGAAGUUCAAAAAGUUGUUUAUUUUAAUGUCUGUUUUUAUGUUUGUCAUUGCGUUAUGCGCGCCAUUCGCGUAGUUAAAAUCAGUCAACAGAAUUUUCCUCCCCUCUGACUUUGCCUCAAUCACACCCCUGUUUUUAGCUCAUCUAUUUUUUGAAAAAAAAUUAUGAGCUAUUGUCAUCACCUUGGCGUCGGCGUUGGCGUCGGCGUCCGGUUAAGUUUUGCGUUUAGGUCCACUUUUCUCAGAAAGUAUCAAUGCUAUUGCAUUCAAACUUGGUACACUUACUUACUAUCAUGAGGGGACUGGGCAGGCAAAGUUAGAUAACUCUGGCGUGCAUUUUGACAGAAUUAUGUGCAGGGUUGGCACCAAUCGACCGCCCCCGGUUUAAACCGGCGGUUUUUACCGGUUAAAACCGCCCCGGUCAAUACUCCCAAAGUUGUCAUUACUGGUCAAUACUGGUCGAUUGAACUUUACCCCCAAUUUUGAUUAAUAUUCCAUGCUUAAUUAAACAAUAUUGAUAAUAUAAAUUAAACAGACAUGUUGCCAAUAAUGUCAUAAGCUAUUAAAACCCACUAUUGUAUACCUGUUCAUGCAAUUUAUAGGCCAAUCUCUCAAAAUUUUGCAAAUGAGUCAAGUUGGUCAAUUGGAUUUUGCUGGUCGAUUGGAUUUUUUUAAAAAUUCUAACGAAUUAUGAAUGCUCAGAAAAUUAUGUGCUUGAUUCAACAAUAACCUGUCAAUUACUGUGUAUUAGUUGUUCCUCAUGCCCCACUGUCUCCACAGUCUUUAGCAGUCUUCAAACCUAUACAGGUUAGGGCACCCAAAACUGAUAAUAGGGCCUUACAUGGCACCUUUGACACAACCCUUACUUGUCAUGUAUUAUUGCCUGGAUUUCUUUAACAACAUAGUGAAAAAAAUAUUUUGUUUUACCAUUGAUAUAAAAAAAACAACUUAAUAAGAAAUAAUUAUUAAAAGAAAUAAAUAAUUGAAAAGAAGAGUCUAGAGUAGACCAACAAUUGGUAAACGCUAUUUGUUGCCAAAAUCAAGAACUUUGAUUGCUUAUUCAUUUGAAGACCAAUUGAACUUUAAAAUAAGAAAACCCUCUUCAUAUAGAAAGGAGACAAAUUAGAAGUAACUAUUAAAUUAAUAACAGUAAUAGCAAGUUAUCUCAUUUUGUUUGAGUGAAAUGAAAUAGCCCAAGGGCAGAUUUGCUUCAUUGUCACUAUCAGAGACAUACCAGUGCAUGCAUUUUAUUACCAAUUAAGGCUUAGGGGCUAGAUCAUUUAUGACCCUAGAAACCACAAGAGUUCUGUUUGCCCAUCAGCUUAUCAAAUAGAUAUAUCAAUAGAUCAGUGAAAAACUAUGAUAACUACAAUAGUAAUAAUACUUCAGUAACAGAUGUGAUAUAAUAAUGAGAAUAAGAUAUUGCCUUAGUUCUUUUGUAUUUGAGACCGUUUCCAUAAAUAAUAAAGAAGUAUUUUUUUACAGCUUUAAAGCUUUUUUUACAAUAGAUAACUCAAAAAAGUUUAUCAAUUACAGUUUAAUGAUUGAUUUAAUAUAGAAUAGCUUAAAUUCUUCCUUUGUCAUGUUUAAAUGCUACAAUUUUCAAUCGACCAGUAUUGACCAAUAAUGACCAGUAAUGACCAGUAUUGACCGGUUUUAACCGGGUAUUGACCGCCGGCCCGGUCAAUACUCAAUUGACCAGUCAAUAUGCCAACCCUGAUUAUGUGCCCUUUUUAUACUUAUAAAAUUUAAAAAUUUUGUUAAGUUUUAUGUUUAGGUACAUUUUAUUCCUUAAGUAUCAAAGCUAUUGCUUUCAAACUUGCAACACUUACUAACUAUCAUAAGGGGACUGUGCAGGCAAAGUUAUGUAACUCUGACUGGCAUUUUGACAGAAUUAUGUGCCCUUUUUAUACUUAGAAAAUUGAAAAUUUUGUUAAGUUUUGUGUUUAGGUCCACUUUAUUCCUACAGUUUCAAAGCUAGUGCUUUCAUACUUGCAACACUUAUUAGCUAUCAUAAGGGGACUGUACAGGCAAAGUUAUGUAACGCUGACUGGCAUUUGGACGGAAUUAUGGGCCGUUUAUACUUAGAAAAUUGAAAACUUGGUUAAGUUUUGUGUUUUGGUCCACUUUACACCUAAAGUAUCAUAGAUAUUGCUUUCAUACUUGUAACACUCGCAAACUAUCAUAAGGGUACAGUAAAAGGUUAAGUUGCAUAACUCUGGUUGUCAUUUUUACGGAUUUAUGGCCCUUUUUUGACUUAGUAACUUUGAAUAUAUGGUUAAAUUUUGUGUUUCGAUCCACUUAACUUCUAAAGUAUCAAGGCUUUCAAACUUCAAAUACUUUCAUGCUAUCAUGAGGUUACUGUCCCUGGCAAGUUGAAUUUUACCUUGACCUUUGAAUGACCUUGACUCUCAAGGUCAAAUUAUUAAAUUUUGCUAAAAUUACCAUAACUUCUUUAUUUAUGAUUAGAUUUGAUUGAUACUUUGACAAAACUACUCUUACCUGACAUACCACAAUAGACUCCACCCAAACCAUCCCCCGUGCCCUCCCCCCCCCCUAAUUUUAUUUUAAGAU